Messenger RNA from Scylla paramamosain (green mud crab), 2087 nucleotides. It is a transcript of the gene Gale, whose product is annotated as UDP-glucose 4-epimerase-like. Gene Ontology annotation, cellular component: cytosol. The transcript has 8 exons. Gene Ontology annotation, molecular function: UDP-glucose 4-epimerase activity. NCBI's taxonomy places the organism in Eukaryota, Metazoa, Arthropoda, Malacostraca, Decapoda, Portunidae. Gene Ontology annotation, biological process: beta-D-galactose catabolic process via UDP-galactose, Leloir pathway. Bases 470 to 1531 code for a protein of 353 amino acids. The record is from RefSeq and is a predicted model, not a curated record.
CUUCUACUAUUACCACCACGACCACCACUGCCAGCAUCACUAUUGCAGUAUUACCAUUUAUCCGUCUAUAGAUCUAUUAGUGUAUCUAUGUCAAUCUAUCUGUCUGCCUGUCUAUCUAUCUAUCUAUCUAAGUCUAUCUAUCUAUCUAAGUCUAUAUUUAUUAUCUGUCUGCUUGUCUGUAUGUAUCAGUCUACCCAUAACAAAGAGAGGUCCACUUAAUUAAAAGUAAACAGCUGAGACAAUAUACACAUUCAUAAAUCCUAUUGUAAUCAUAAAAAAAAAAAAAACACCUCUACAUCUGUGUAUGUGUUAGUAUGUUUGUGUAAACAGGUGCGAGGCAGGGAGGGCCACGUUUUUUUGUCCAUUUAUACGUGGCGUUACAGGUGUGUUGGAGGCUCCCGCACAGUCGUCUAUUCUCGCUUCUCCAGGGACGGUGGUGCCGAGUCCCUAGUUCUGAGGCAGCAGCAAUAUGUCCCGUCUCAUCCUGGUGACUGGCGGCGCUGGUUACGUCGGCUCCCACACCACGAUCGAGCUCCUGGCGGCGGGGUAUGAGGUGGUGGUGGUGGACAGCUGCGUGAACUGCGUGGCCGGGGAGGAGGGGAAGCUGCCACCGUCCCUUGUCAGAGUGCAGGAGCUGGCUAAGAAGAGUCUAGUUGGGUUUUAUCGUGUUUCACUCACGGAUGCUCUCGCCCUCGCUGGAGUGUUUGAGAAGCACCGGGUGGACGCCGUGGUUCACUUCGCCGCACUCAAGGCCGUCGGGGAGUCUGUGGAGAAGCCCCUCGAGUACUACCAGAGCAACGUGUCGGGAACCCUCACUCUACUGCAGGUGAUGCGGGAAGCAGGUGUGCAUCGGCUGGUGUAUUCCUCCUCGGCUACUGUGUACGGGGCCCCCCAGUACCUGCCGGCAGACGAGCAGCAUCCCACCGGCGCCGGCCUCACCAACCCCUACGGGAAGACCAAGUAUUUCUGCGAGCAGGUGAUGCAGGACUUGGCGGCGUCAGACAAGGAGUGGCGGCUGGUUUCCCUUCGGUACUUCAAUCCGGUGGGCGCGCAUCCGUCGGGCCGCAUCGGGGAGGACCCUCUUGGCCCCCCCAACAACCUCAUGCCCUUCGUGGCCCAGGUGGCGGUCGGGAAGCGGGAGGAGCUCAGUGUGUUCGGUAACGACUACGACACGCCAGACGGGACAGGCGUGCGUGAUUAUGUGCACGUGGUGGACUUGGCGGAGGGUCACGUAAUGGCGCUCGACAAGGCCUUCAGCAAGUCGUUCAGGGGCUACGCGUCGUACAAUCUGGGCACGGGCCGCGGCGUGUCUGUGCUGGAGAUGAUUGAGGCGUUCUGCAGGGCGAGUGGGAAGCCUGUGCCGUACCGCGUGGUGGGGCGUCGUGCAGGGGACGUGGCCAGCGUGGUGGCAUCCUGCAGCCUGGCGGAGGAGCAGCUGGGGUGGCGGGCGAGGCGGGACCUGCAAGAGAUGUGUGAGGACGCAUGGCGGUGGCAGAAGCUACACCCAAAUGGUUUCAGGUCCUGCCAGUGACACUUUCCUACACACCCCGUCAAGUCUCCAGAGAAGCACACAGCACCUCUACCGUUAACGCUUCCCCCAACGCUCCCCUCUCCUAUCUGCCCUCCCAUACCGCUCGUCUUCCUGUUACUUCUGUUACUUGUUCUGCUAAUAUUGUUGAUCUUUGUUAAGUUUUUUGUCUACGUCUUUUCUUAGUCUCCUCUCUCUCUCUCUCGCUCCCUGCUGCAAAAUAAUUAAAUACUGAAAAAAAAAAAAAAAAAAAAAGGCAGCUUCUCAUGUUUGUUAUUGAGACGCGGUGCUGGCUGUGCAUACUUACACUCAAAUAAAAACAUGCAUACUGGUAUUUAGACACACAAAGGAUCCAUGCAAGAAACAAAGGAUCCAUGCAAGACAAGUGACGAAUCCUGUAGUGUGUACAAUGAAUUGAUUAAAAGAUGUAUAUAAUGUGUAUGUAUUACCUGCAAACUGGCUGUGUGAAUUAUAAAAUGAAGAGUGUAAUUAAAAGAUGUACAUAUUCUAACCGUGAAUUGUACGAAGAUGAUAAACAAAGAUGUCUAUAGAUGUAAAC